CCGCGAGCUGAUGCGCCCCUUCAACGCGCGCAAGACGAUGGCAGCCUCGGGCGCGCCCACGCCGUACCUCGUCUUCCGCAAGAGCGGGCUGCCGCCGCGCUUCUGCCCGCUCCUCGCGCUGGCGGCGCUCGACGCAAACAAGGCCAACGCGAGCCUCGCAAAGAACUACCUGACGUCGAUGUGCAGGCGGCUGCGCCACUGCGCAGAGGAGCUCAAGCAGCCGCACGUGAUGCCCGAGGCACAGCUGCCGUGGCUGGUCCACUUGCUCGCGCACCACGCGCACUUUGAGGAGGAGUACGAGGAGGACCCUUGCCUCCCCACCACGCAGCGCUGCCUCGACUUCUUCCUCUCGGCGCUCCUCGCCGGCGCUUCCGAGUUCGACUUGCUCCGCACGGUGGGCAACCUGAUCAAGCGCUCUUCCGACCGCGCCUCGGACGACUCGCACGAGGUGCACACCGUCGCCGACGUCGCGCGCGAGAUCCUCGCGAUGCGCGGCAAGGGCGGCAAGUGGUCGCACCGCCCCGUGCCGUCGUCGCUGCGGCUGCCGCAGAUGCUGUACACACCCGCGCCGCCGGGCGCGUCGGACGGCGACUUCGACAUGCUGCCGCACGGCUUCAAGCUGCUCGACCACGUCGGCAAGGGCGGCGGCGGUGUGCUCGCGGUCACCGGCGUCAAGCGGUCGAGCCCGGCGGCCAAGCGGCUCUCGGCGGCCACCCCCAAGCAGCGCGCACUGCCCUCGCCAGUGGGGAUCGACACGGGCAGCGCCAAGAAGGCGCGCCGCCGCAGCAGCAAGGGCAGCGGUAGCGGUGGCAAGGGCAGCGGCGGCAAGGGCCGGAGCAAGGACGAGAGCAGCGGCGAGGAGAGCGAGGAGGAGGGCGGGGAGGGCGGCGAGGAGGAGGCGAGCCUCCCACACAAGACCGCCUCCCCCAUGGAGCAGAGCGACGGCGAGGAGGCCGAGCAGGGCGCCGCCGCUCGCCUCAAAGCGCGCCAGGAGAAGGAGGAGCGCCAAGAGGCGGAGCGCUCGGCGCGCGCAAAGCGCCGCUCCUCCGCCGACGACGAGCAGGGCAGCGCCGCCUCCAAGACGCCGAAGCGGCGCGGCACCCCGACACCGACCAAGGGCGCGCGGUCCUCGGCGACGGUCGGCGAGAAUGUGGCGCCCCAGGGCUCGCCCGCAAAGGGGCGCAGCACCCGGGCGCGGCGCUGAGGCGCGGUGCGACGGCGCGCGAGCGGCGAGGGUCCUGCAGCAGCGGCCGGAAGAGCAAGGCCUGAGUCCCUCCUCGCGGCGUCGGCGAGCCCAGCGGUCGCUCAUCGCUGCGGCACUUGAGAGUGUGGCGGCGCCAUGCGGCGUACCUAAGUACACGAGUCGAUUUGCGAGUGCGCACCGGGCGUAGCAGAAGAGCCCCGGUUGUGCGCUGCGUCGGUGGCAUGAACCGUAUGUACAGUCGCGAGAGUCGGAGGGGGCGGGCAAUGUGAGGCAGCCUGUGGCGCGACGCGGGCGCAUGUGGGGGGUAAUCACAAGGGGAGUGAACACACAGAUCAGGGUGAUCACAGUGGUCUCUUGUCGAGAAAAGUUUAAUAGAGUAC
Emiliania huxleyi CCMP1516 is the source of this 1584-nucleotide messenger RNA. RefSeq lists its product as hypothetical. The coding region runs from base 11 to 1204 and encodes 397 amino acids. The transcript is spliced from 6 exons. NCBI's taxonomy places the organism in Eukaryota, Haptophyta, Isochrysidales, Noelaerhabdaceae. The record is from RefSeq and is a predicted model, not a curated record.